AUGACGAGAGUGGAUGUGGAUUUUGUCAUUGCCGAAGGAAAUUUAUGGAGAUGUCCUCCAUGCUCCAAGCUGAGGAUACAGGGCAUGAAAGCCGUGUCUGCAGCUGAAGACGGCAACCCUACCCUAUCGCAGAUAAUCUUUAUGCUGGACGAGAAAGUGGGGAAACGUAGAAAACGCUGGGAAAUCGCCGAUUUAGGAGGUGUUGGAGGGGUGACGCGCAGAGAUGAAGUAGCCGGCACGUCCUGGAGCUCUAUCUGGGUGGACGAAUGCUGUUUCAAAUUCUCCGAACUGAAUCCGACUGAGCUCACAAUGCCGGGAUCUCAAUCUUGUGGAUUUCCUACUCCAUCAUCAUCAUCAUGGCUAGGAGUGGUCGGCAGGACUGACGCAUUGGGCAUCACGGCAUCUCUGGUGACAGGCUCCGAAUGAUGUACGUCCUGAUAGGAGACGAACAAGUUUGGGUUGGUGUCAUCCAUGGUGAACUCGCGAAGAUGAUACAAUGUGUGCGGAGAAAUUGAUGCAAUUGAAACGUAUGAAAUUGUUGAUCAGAGCAAGUGUGAAUUGGAAUAAGUAAUUGUGACAAGUGAACAAAAAUUAUGGUUGCAAGUUGAUGUGUGAAUAAAUACAGCUAUGGAAAUAGACAUUUAUUUCUAACAUAGAAUCUAGCACAAUUACUAACACUAAUAGAAGGAAUGACCUUAUUUUCAAGCCCUAGAAACACUGAAGUAUCUUCAAGUUCACCUUUUCCCUCAAAUUUUAUUAAAUGACUGACUUUUAUUAUUGAAUGUUCAAGAUAAUACUUUUGACUCAUGAAGGUUAUAAUAACACAGCUUAUAACCGGGAUUGAAAAAUUUUACAAUAGUAAAGUUCCCAAAAAUUUUCCCUAUCUUUGUUGCUGUAAUAUACAGAACAACAAUAUCUCUGCAAUCGAUCAGUGACCUCUUCAAAGCUCUGAGUUGGCCGCCAUGUGUGACAGGCCUAGCUCCAGGGAGGGCAUGGACCACACAAGAAAUAGAUGAAUUUAUGAAAGUGCUCACUUUCAAGGGUACAUGAAUAUAUGCCCCUCUGUGUAAUAUCAGACCUGAGAAUUUAUUUGAUUGGUUGAGAAAUUUGUAGGUUAUCCCAGAUGUAGGAUUGGAGUGUUCCAAUAGUACUGAGCUCAAAUAAAGCAAUCUUAAAAUUAUUACCUGGUUGUUGUUCUGAUAAAGAGCCAAUGCAACCCAAACAAAGAUAUAGAUCACAAAUCCAUGUAUGAUUGUGCCUCUUACUGCUAUCAGAAUUGAUAAUGAAUACUUUAUUAAAUAAAUAUAAUUUCUGAAAAGAGGUUCGAGUACAGAAUCUAAUCCUAUCAGUGUUGGGUUACAUUGACUUAAAUCCUGCAAAAUGCCACAUACACUGUUUAAUUUAGUCUGGAAAUUAUAAGCUAAGCUGCCGACAGUGACCAAUGUAAAAGCAAAUGUAAGCAGAAUUAUAUUUAUUAAUCCCGCAGUGAUCAACUGAUACAUUAGCAACCAUCCACAACCUUCCACUCAAUUAAUUUCCCGACUUGUUACACUGACCAUACGAGGUCUAUCACAAUACCAAUGGUAACAUGUCAAAGACGAUAUCAAGGUUUUCAGAAAAGAAACGAACUGGAAGAUAUGCUCAGUUAUUUCAAUAAAUUGACAAUUUUCAAGAUAAGCAGAUAGUAAAUAAUAAUCUUCAAGUGAAUAGUGAUGAUCGGUAUAACGUGUUCUGGUUUAACAAUACCAGACAUGUGCAAAUUACAAUUUAAUAAUGAUUUAAGAAUUGAAAGAAGAUGUAUGCUAAAAUGAUAAUUACAGAGUUGUGAGUUCUGCUUUGAAAUAGCUUGAUCGAUAGACAGAUUAUUAUAAAUUAAUCUUAUUUAAUGAUGAUUAUUAUAAUGUAGAUUAACAUUGUAUUUCCCCUGAUUACAAUCUGGUCAUGACCAUUAAUUUUCACUAGAAUUUAUAUCACUCAUGAAUCGUAGAUGGGGCCCCAAUAUAUUCACUAGAAGAACAACUCACAUGACUCUGUUUUCCUUUUUCCUUGGUUCGCAAAUAAUUAUUCUUCUGCCAUGUGCUGGAUUUUCUGGACUCCAAGUAGAACGUGUUGCUGGUAUAUUACUCUGUGAUUCAUGUAGAUUCAAUCAGGUAUUUUACGUUAAUUAUUAUUUCCACAAACAAAAGGAACUUUACAAUUAACAUUCAAAUUCACAUUAAACAGUUAAAAAUAAUUUACAUGAAAUUUUUCAACAAAAAUGUAAGUUUACUCAAAACGUGUGACUAGGGCAGGUCAGUGCUAGAGCAGAAAGAUCUUCUUCCCCAAAUUAAAUUCACAAUUCUCUAUGAAUCUCUCUAUUUCUAAUUUGCAUAGGACAAUUGCUAUUGGUUGUAGCUGAGUGACAUAGUGCACAUGUCAUAUUUUUAUGAAAAAUGGUUCCUUUGUUUACAUUCAAUUCCCUGACUUACAAGACGAAUAAAUACAUUAAAACAUAAAUAUAAUUCAAUCAUAUCAAAAUACAGUUCAACUCCAACAGUGUAGGUGAAUUAAUAAUAAUACAUAAAAUUACAAUAACAGAGAUCUCGACAUUCUGUGUUGCAUCUCAACAAUUCAAAUUUUGGUAUCCCUUUCUUUGUCCUCUGAUUGGUUGUUCGUGCAAAGAGGAAUAAAUCUAGCAAGAUCGCUUGUAUUUAAUAUUUAUUUGUUGAUAAUCCAAACAAUAAAUGUAAUUAAAUUAAAUAAUACCGUUUGUCAAUGUAGACUUACAUACAAAGGAUAUUUGGAACUUUUUGCUAUUAUUGUACAUCAGAGGUACUAUAUCUUUUUUAUAAUUUGUUUUUUUCAAAAAUAAACUCAUUUAUUGUGCUAAUAA
Messenger RNA from Nilaparvata lugens (brown planthopper), 2872 nucleotides. RefSeq lists its product as uncharacterized. The coding region runs from base 1 to 426 and encodes 141 amino acids. The record is from RefSeq and is a predicted model, not a curated record. The transcript has 3 exons. Lineage: Eukaryota; Metazoa; Arthropoda; Insecta; Hemiptera; Delphacidae.